Amoebophrya sp. A120 is the source of this 5187-nucleotide messenger RNA. The record is from the annotation of a GenBank genome assembly. Lineage: Eukaryota; Dinophyceae; Syndiniales; Amoebophryaceae.
CAAUGAUUUACUUAGUGCAGGAACGAGUACUACAUGAACUCACUGUCACGAGACAGGCACUUCCAUCUGCAAGACAGAUCAGACGCUCUUGUAGGAACAGUCAGCACGAAAAUGUCGUCUCCGGCCUCGUCAGCCGUUUCCGGCGUGAUUCGGCUGGUUCCCGCGCGCGAAGGCGGUUUUGGAUGCGAAAAGCACCAGCGGGGGUUCCUCGAAGAGGAGGACCCUUUUUUUGUGGACUUCUGCUCCAAUGAUGUCGCGGACGAGCACUACGACCCGCCGACGAGUUCUGGAAGCAAGCCAACACUUCUACCACCAGACGAGCACUACGACCCGCCGACGAGUUCUGGAAGCAAGCAAAUACUACCACCAGCAGCGACUUCCUGCCCACAAAUUCUGCAAGGCACAACAACUGUGUCAGCGGAAGAUACUACAUCAAGUUCUUUCUCUCAUCAAACACAGGUCUCGAAGGAUCAAACUGCCGGCGUUUAUUCUCUGACCUCGAGCUGCGGUGCAUCGACAUCACACUCCACUGCUAUAGUAGGUGGACCAAAUAUUAACCUCAUCUCGCGCCGUACGACAGAUCCCAUCAAGAGCACAAGUCAUGGAGCCCCCACCAGCUCCAGCUGCGCCAGCGGUUCCUCAGCAGCGUGCAACCGCGGAGGGCGUGCUGCCGCGGCCCCAGCGGUUUUUGACGGCGACACUACAAUGUCCAGGCGUGUGGAGCAGCUGCUGGCCGGAGAUCGCGAGGCCAACGUGCGGAAGACGCGGACUAGUAGCGCGUCCGCGUUGCUAUCCGGUCUUUUUAGCCGCGGCACGUCGCCACCUCCACCAGCUGCUAGUUUCCUGGACGAUCGGCGAGGGGGCAAGAAUGUGGAUCAUGACCCGCACGACAGGACGGCAAAACAUUUGUCGGGAGAUGAAGAUGCUCAUCAGGGGGGACGUGCUGUAGCUCUCACUGGCCCUCUCUUCGACGUUGGUCGUGAGGUCAUCGGCAAGGUGCUCGGCCGGUCUACGGCCCCAACGCUGUUGGCCGAUGUGGACGAUGACCCAAGAAAUUGCCGCAGUAAUAACUACACGAGGCACGGAUGGGGUGCGAAUAGUACGUCUCGCAUGAAAACUAGCCAAUCGUGCUCUACGGAGACUUGGACCGCUGAGGCCGUGCCUAGCUUGAAAAAACCCGAACUUGAACGAGCAUGGCAACACCAAGACUCCGAACACAUCACAAGAAGCCUGCAGCUCAAUGUAAAUGGUAAUGGAGUUGCCUCCGACGAGCAGCGAGGAGGAAGGUCCGAUAGUGUCGGUCAGCGCGAUCAUGUGACUGUUGGUCGACGGACAUCAAAAACAGCGGAUACAAUCGAAGAUGCGGAUGUGCACAAUACCUCCUACCGGUCAGAGCACAUGGGCGACAAAUCAACCGAGUUGGAAAUAAAUGACGAUGGCGACGAUGCCGAGCCGUCCUUUUUUGCGACGCGUGCUGCUUUGCGACGACUUCACGAGGGUCUGCCCGUACCCAUGGGCUUAACGCAGAGCAUCUUCGGUACAGAGAAUGUAGCACGUGAGUGCAACUUCUGUCCUUACGUCUGAUACUUAGUUCAUCGAUACUUAGUAAUCAGUUCAAGCGUCUUCGAACCAUUCAUGAGAAACUGUGACUGCUGCUUUUCCAGGUUCAAGUCCCAUCACGGUCCCGGCUGCGCCGGCUAUAUCAGCUGCACCAACACGACCGCAAGUGGCAAACUGGAUGCCUUCACCGUGCAAGCAAGUCAACGUCUCCUCCUUCACGCCAAAAGGAAACGAACAACCGCACGCGGGCUUUCCACCGCGUUCGCUUGGUAACGAAACUAGAGUGGUUUUAUGCACCCGGAAGUCGGCGACUUCCGGUUUUCUUCAUAUAUACUGUUUAUUGAGUCAGCGCUGCGAGUCGAGUUCACGUGUGAAUCCCAGAACGAAUACUAGCCUUGUCGCUAAUUUGCCACCAAUACUGUAUCAGGUCUUUUGGCAACAUCGCCACGGAUGCUGAGUCCGGUCUGCCAGCGAGGCUUUGGCGCGACUUCUCCGCUCGCGAGGAAGCCUGUAGCUAAAUCUUCGUCGCUUCUAGCAGGACCAGCUGCGUCGACUACCGGUAGUACUGGGUUGUUGUCGCAAGCUGCCAAAAAACUGGGAUCCUCCUACCCGCCGCGCGGGCCCACGAAGAAAAAGCCAGGCUCUUGUCCGUCAUCCACCGCAGGCAAGGCGUCCGGUUCCGGCAGUCACAAUAGCCGGAAGGGGCCAGUAGCUGCCCUGCAUUCUCGCACGAGCAUGCAUUCUGGCACUGACGAGGGGUGCUCUUCUACGCAUGAGCGGUCGGGUACUCGUUUCCACGGAACCUCAAAUCAUGGGGUUUCCCGCCGCGGUGACGCCAGUGCCGAUUGUAACCGGACCGAGGAACAAGGGGAAGGAGCGCUGCGUCAACGGCACCGUGGCGAUUCUUCCAAAUGCAGUUCUAACAGUUCGAAGACGACAUUGGAUCUCCAGGAUUUCGACGAUACAACCGAUGUGCCGUGUUCCAACUCCUCGCCAGACGCGGCUGCGCUGCUGUACGCACCGCUCGGCCGCCACAGUCGCAACGGUCACGGAGAAGUCGUGGCUGACACGACAGUUGCAUGCGACAUGGGCCAAAGUCGAGCCGCGGUUGGCCAACGGCGUUCAGCAGGAGGUGAGGAGGGCUCAUCUAUGAUGUCGCCACACUCGAGACCGACCUGCUUUAAUACUGGCACUACUGCAAGAACAAUGCCUCGCUCGGGUGGCUCAGCCACUAGUGCGCACCAGCGUCCUCCUACGAACGAACAUCGCGAAUCAUAUCCGAACCAGCGGCAAUUUAAGCGCACGGCAAGCUUUCAGCAGGCGGGCUUGCACAAGCACUACGGAGGUGCCGGAUAUGCCUACAAGUCACCGGAGUACAAUAGCGGCUCGGCCGCACGCAGCACCGAGAAAAAGUCACCGCACACCCAGUCUGCGAAGAAGAGUGGCUCGGAUAGGCUGACUGCAAACAGCCGGUCUGGUGCAGCGGUAUCACUGACGGCCCUGGUCCCACCGGCGUCAUCGAGGAGCGGGAUCGCGGGUGCGAGUCGUCACAACUUCACCGCAAACUCGUCCCGCUACCCCCAGCUUCACCUAAGUCGAAAACCGAGCAGACCCGGCGGAAAAGGAGGUGCGCAAUCGAGGACUGCAGAGUCAGAUGUCGCAGCAGGACCCCAUCCCGAUGAACACACUGGCACGUCGGCGCAAUCUGCCAGACCACCUAGUACUGAAGAGCGAAGUGAGCUGCAUCCAGCUCAAUCACAUUCAUCGGACGCAUCCUGCACAAAAACAGACAUUAAGAACAUUCUGGUCGACGAGGUCGGGGGUGUCACGGAAUGCGACUCCCAAGAAAAACUAGAGCAUCAAAAAAUGCUCAAUCAUGUUGAGAGCGACCCCAUUGCCCCGUCCGCCCCACAUCUUGACACGAUUGCCGCCCCUCAUGCUCAUCUCUUCUCCCGGGAAGGCGUUAGGAAGUGUGCUGUGGACGACACUACACGGGCUUCCCCGAGUGGCAGGUGCGACGGCAUUGGCGCCUCACCCCUGUCCCACAGAAAAUCGGGCCGUAAAAUAGUCGCGCACGAGACGUCCACAAGCUUUGCUGACGUAGAAGUUUUCGACGAGAGCACCCUGGUCUACGCGCCGAAAGCUUCCCCACGGGACACCCUGAUGAUGAAGACACCGAAGCAAGCUGUCGUCGCGCAGAUAGACCAGACGGACGGGCACGAAGUGCUCCUCUCGCCCGUAGUUGCGCACGAUCCAGCACGAACUACAUUCGCGAGUGCGAAGCUCCGCGAGGACAACGCCGCCCGGACACCUGCCCGAACUGCUCCUGUAGGUGGUGCGACCACUAUCACGCCGACAAGGUUGCAUAAUCCCCUUUCCAUCGUUGAUCAACCGGCGCUGCUGCCGUGCGAGGACAAGAUGCGAGCGAAUGCAAGCGAGUGUAGUUUGUUUCAGCAUCAACGAGCCAAGUUGUUCGACGAACACGUGUGUGGAAGCACCGGCCGGCUCUUUUCCAGUGAUGAUUUGAUUGACGAAAGUAGCGGAAGUGUAGACGACGAGGGUAGAAGUUUCCCCACGCCACCCUCGGUUGAGGACGGCAACGACGAGGAUGUUGAAGAGGACUACGAGCACGUGGCAAUGGAAAGUAGUGAAGCUGCCACGGGGAACAAGAACAACAGCAACCCGCGUCCACCAGAGCAAGUUCAGCAACAGCAUGCCGGAACGAAAACGGUUCUUGCGGGCGGAGAUAAAAAUAUGGAAGCUGCGGCUAGCCGCCCCGACGAGGACACGAUGGACGUUCAGGUAGUGAACACGUUUCACCUCAGCGAGUCUUCUGAGAGUAACUUGUCCAGCCCGCUUCUUUGCGAAGUCGACACGGAUGAAGCCACCUUGGACGCCGGUGCGGAGCCCAAGAACCUCGCAGCGCAAAUCGAAGACCUCGUCGUGCGGGAGCAUGGUGAAGCAGCGCGGGCGGUGGUCCGCAGUACCCUGAAGACGCUGCAGCGGGUAAUGGAUCCGAACGAACUCUUGUAAACGUCGACGUCCGAGGACAGUAACUCCAGUGAAAGAAUUCAUCGACAAGCGACGUGCUAGCUAGUGAUACCGUUGCAGCGAGCGUCAUUCAUUGCCUCUUCCAAUUUCACUGGUGGUUGGUGUUUUCAUUCAUGAUUUACCUGAAGACGCGGCGUCGCCCGAGGAAGUCGGUGUUAUUAGACACGGUUUUGCAGAACGUUGACGAAGGCUAACAGCAAUGCGAAAGUUUACUUACUUCGCACUGAACAUUAGGUUGGCGCUGUACAAGCUCGAGAAUUGCUGUUAUGCCCUUUACUACACUAAUCAGUCAAUCUUGCGGGCAGUGAAACAAAGUUCUGAACAAAUGGAUGCUCCUCCUCUACUACGUCUACUUCUAAAAAGCUUCGUAGUAGCAACCCAAGUAUUAAGUGCCAGCUUGUAUUUUCCACUUUUAGUUCUUGUGUGCGCGGCACACUGAUAAUCUACUACCAGUGUUUGCACUGGCUAUACCACGAUUCUAUGCCGCUGAUAUGCAAAGGCAAGGACAAAGACAACGAUAGAGUGCCCUCCUCAGCGUCAGCACUCACAGUUCGUUGAUACAGCAACGCGACUUUC